This is a messenger RNA of Cryptomeria japonica (Japanese cedar), 9013 nucleotides long. RefSeq names its product U-box domain-containing protein 4. The transcript has 2 exons. Gene Ontology annotation, molecular function: protein binding. Lineage: Eukaryota; Viridiplantae; Streptophyta; Pinopsida; Cupressales; Cupressaceae. The record is from RefSeq and is a predicted model, not a curated record. The coding region runs from base 720 to 2327 and encodes 535 amino acids. Gene Ontology annotation, cellular component: cytoplasm; nucleus.
AGCUUGCUUAGUGUGUCAAAAUUUCAUUUGUUGAGUGAAUUUCACUGUAAAAGUAAAGGAAAAAAGGCCAUGGAAGACCGACGGUCGACACGGCUCAAUUCGUAUUCGAUAAUGAUGCCUCAACGGUCUGAAAACUAUCUAUUGCUCUGAGAUUCUUCAAAAUUCCCAAAUGUUUGUCUCAGCAUAUCCAGUGAUUCUACAGGAGGUUGAGCGGGUCAUUGCAGGGAGGAUUUGAAAUGAGAAAUGGUCCACUGUUUGCAUUUUACGCUGUUUCGGGGGUCAAGGUUGGCUAUAAAUGGUUUUUGACCUAUAAAAGAUAAAACUUUACUUGAUUCGGAUAGAGAAGAGCGACGGGGACUGGGACAACCACCGCUGGUCACCUACCUACCACCCACCAGUUCUCCGAAUUAUUCCAGGAAGGCCCGAUCUGCAAUUGUAUAUUAAGCUGUUAGGAAAAAAAUUGGGUUUGUUCAAGCCCUGCUUUCGCGAAAAAUGGUUUGAAACCAUGCAGAAUCUGCGCUGUGGACGCAGGCGUAGGCGUUGGUUGAUUGAAUGAGGGAGAUAACGUGAGUCAGAUGAAUGUGCUCGGUACCCAGUGGUCUUGCUCUCGUUCCCACUUUUUGCCCCCAUUCCCACUUUUCCCUUGAGAUCUUUCCCCCAAACACAACAUAUUGUGCCCCUGUUUCAUUACCGAUCUGCAGUGCAAAUUUAAGGUUAUCAUGAUGUCUGUCUCGGAUCUUCAUUCGAAAGAGUAUGAGAAUCGAUAUAGGGAUAUACCACAGUUUGAUUAUAACAAAUCUCUGUCCAGUAGUUGCCCAAAUAUUGUGAGAAAGGGCGAGAUUGGCGGUUCCGAUAGGGAUGCUCCCAGAUCUAUGAGGACUUUUCGUUCCCGGCUUGACCAGGGAGAAGGUGAGGCCAGGGCAGUGGAAAGCAGAGUCUUUAGCGGGCCCAUAGCCGUUGAAACACACAGGGCAAGUAGAGAAGGGAAGAAGAAGACGAGUAAUAGUGGGGGUUUUGCUUCACAAGGUUCAAGUGGCAGUGCCAUUCCCAUUCCCAGCCGCCUUUCAUCCUGUCUCAAUAGCAGCGGCGAUUUUAGCCUUGGGGCAUCUUCUUGUAGUCUUGCAGAAGAAGUUCACUCUUUAGAUUUUUCACUUGCUUUCAGUGAUUUGUCGUCCUGCAGUAGUGACAUUUCUGGAGAGUUACAAAGAUUGGCAUCAACGAAAACGACAGCUUCAACUUCUUCACCGCCUCCAGCUUUUCCUUCCCCCCCGAAGGAGAGUGUAACCCAGGCAAAGUGGGUGGGCAGAUUUGUGAAGUCAAGGGAGGUACAAGAUGAAGGGGAAUGUAGCAGCAGAAGCAGGCCGUCUACGGAAUUUGCAAAACUAUCAUCUUCUGGUGAAGUUGAAAAUUUGGAUGCUAAUUUUAAUUUUAGAGGUCUCAUUGAAGAUUUGGAGUCCACAUCCAUUAAACUUCAAAGGACUGCGGCGGCACGAUUGAGGCUAUUUGCCAAAAAUAGCAUGGAGAACAGGAUUAUAAUAGCUAAUUCAGGGGCUAUAAAGCCAUUGGUUUCAUUAUUAUUCUCUGUAGAUCCUAUAACUCAGGAAAACGCGGUGACUGCUCUGUUGAAUUUGUCACUUUAUGAGAACAACAAGUCUGAGAUAACCGCAGCAGGAGCUAUCAAGCCCCUCAUACACGUCCUAAAGUGCGGAACAUCAACUGCUAAAGAGAAUGCGGCUUGUACUCUUUUGAGCCUAUCACUGAUAGAGGAUAACAAGGCUACAAUAGGCACUGCAGGUGCAAUUCCGCCAUUGGUAGCUCUGCUCAUUAAUGGCUCCUUAAGAGGGAAGAAAGAUGCGGCUACAACUCUUUAUACACUUUCAUCAUUAAGGGAGAACAAGGAUAGAGCCAUCCGUGCUGGUGCAAUCAGACCGCUCGUGGAUCUUAUGGCAGAUCCUUCAACUGGUAUGGUGGAUAAAGCAGCAGUUGUGCUGGGUAACCUGGCAACUCUUCCUGAAGGUAAAAGUGUUAUUGUGGAGGAAGGAGGCAUACCUGUUUUGGUGGAAGUAGUGGAAGUUGGAUCUCAGAGAGGAAAGGAGUAUGCAACAUCAACACUUCUGCAACUCUGUGAAAAUAGUUACCUCAAUCGAACUCUCGUAUUACGUGAAGGCGCAAUACCUCCUUUGGUGGCCUUGUCACAAUCAGGCACUACACGAGCAAAACAAAAGAUAGCAGUUAAUGAGGUCAACCUUUACAGCUCCACAGUUGCUUCCGAGGAUGAACAUGUAAUUAAGAACCAUGACAUAAUCUAUAUGCAUGCAUUGGACUAGUACCCGGGAUCUUUGGCAUUAUGAUAACUGAACCAAUUGGUACUUAAUUUAUAAAAUGAUAAAAAGUUGUCUCCGAGUUUACAAAUGAUUAUAUUUUCAUAACAACCGCAGGAGGUAGGGAUUUUUCAACAGGAUCAGCAGUUGUGCGAUCAUGAAAAAUGAUUUAUACUAAGUGCUUGAGGGUGUAUAUACAAAUCAUGUCUGUAAAUAUAUAGUGAACGGAAUAUUAUCUAUCACAGACUUAAUUUUCAUGAAAAAUGAUUUAUACUAAGUGCUUGAAUGUGUUUAUACAAAUCAUGGCUGUAAAUAUAUAGUGAACAAAAUAUUAUCUAUCAUAGCUGGGUUCUCUCUUAAUUUUUAUAUUGAUUAUAACUUCUGUUUUUUAUUUUCCUAUUACACAAAGUGAUAGAGUCGUUUUAUGUAAUUUUUGUGUCUUCCCCUGGUUCAGAAAACUUGUUCUGUUCCAUGUUACAGUGACAGUGUUUGCUUAGUGUUGUUAUUUUCACUUAUAUUGUUCACUAUCUAUAGCUUGCAGGCGAUUAAAUGUGUGAAUGCAUGCUCCUGUUAAUCUGUAUACGAGAUUUAGGUGCUUAUCAUAUUGUUCUCUCAUAGUAUUUCUUGGAAACUAAGUUGCUGGUUAAGGAUCGGGUUCGAUAGUUUCCAAUUUUUUUACCUGAGUUCAUUAUGGCUUAGGUACAGCCAUACAGAAUAUAUAUAAACAAUAAAGAAUAUAAAAAAUGGUGAGAAUUUUGCACAAACUAUACAAAAUUAAACACAGAACACAACUAAGAAUUGAUAAUUCAAUGGCAAACGUUAAAAGAUAAAUCCAAACAGUUUAUGUAUAUUCAAUAUAAAGUAAUAGUCAAUUGUCAAGCGUGCAGUUGCAGAUGGAAGCUCAAUACUAAUCAUCAUAGUACUCUUCAUUGAGAGCAUCAAAAUCGUUGAUUUGUUAACUAGAACCACAAUUACCAUGAGUGCCAUAAACACAAGCUGCGCUAUGCAUGUCCUCUCUAGCUGUCUCAUGGCCUUCAUUAAUCGAUCAAGACAAAAGAUGUGCAACAAAACGCCCAAUUCGGGAUGCUUUGGUGCUGCAUCUCAGUGCCUUGUUGCCCCUAAUUGUACUUAGCUUACUUGUAUGAGAUGAUGUGUAGGUUGGAAUGCACACACACCAACUCUUCUACCUUUUUUCUUGCCAACUGGUUGUGUUUAACUGGGUGGAUAAAGGAUUCUGCAAGCUAGGAGUCAAGACAAAAUUGAGACUCAACCAAUUGAGAGUCAAGACAAAAUUACAUUUUUUUUUAAAAUUUUCAAAUAAUAAAAUAAAAAAUAAUCAUAAUUAAGUCUGCUGAAGAAAAGUAAGGAAUUAAAAAAACUAAAAAUACCUACUUGUGAUAGAAUUUUGAUAGCAAGAGGCCGUAUCUAAAUCGAUCAUUUUCUUUAGAGGUACAACCAUGUAUGAGCAUCUUUCUUAUACUUGUAUGAAAGAGUGCUAAGGCUGUGACUCGUUGAAGCUAUUAACUUCACAAAAUUGACUAUAACUAUGUCCUCUAUGUCUUGAUCAAGAGAGCCGAAAGAGUCUAUUGAAUGCUUCUUUAUAUCUGUUUGGCCAAAGAAAGCAUGUGUUAUAAUACUCAGGGGUCAAAGCAAAAGCAAGAAGAUGUGGGAUAGUCUUUUAGUUCCACUAUUCAAUGCUAGCUUGAAAAAUGUUUUAGAGGGUCUUGCUCCUUAACUACUAUUAUGAUGCUGCGCCAUAAUGGCUCAAAUAAACAAUCAGCAAUGGGUGUGCAGAGUCACAAUAAAAGCAAGGGCAGAAAAUACUGAAAAUCCAGGACAAUAAUGGAAGCUUUAUUAAAUCUCAGAAAUUUACGAUCUUAUGGACUCUUAUUCAUGAAUGGAAUACAACAACAGAUUAACCCAGCCAAAGAAACAUUUGAUCCUAAUCAUAGAUUGUCUGUGUAUAAAUUUACUUUGAACUACCAACUCUCAAAGAUACCAAUUUCCUACCAAAUUGCCAAGCCCUUCUUUUGAAAACGAUGCUAAUAAAUAUUGAUCAUGAUGAUGCUUGACAUGCAACAACGAACUGAAUAGAAAAGAGGAAAUCUGCUAAGUGUCUGUGAGCUAAAGAAAGUUGAUGUUACAAGAAGACAUAACUCCAAGGAUGUUCUUUCAGUUACUAAGUGAUCGACCACUUGAAUAAAAUUUGUGUGGGAACAUUUGAUCGACCCCAAAGGAUCAACUGCUAUAUGUAUGAGUUGUUACCAAAUUUUCCUAGUACGGGUUGUUUGCCACGGUGAAGGGAAUUUUAGAAAUUCACAUAUGGCUUAUUUUCUGUACUCCUUAUUCCAUCUUGGUAUGAAGGUUGUACGCUAGGUAUGUUUCCAAGUAAGAAAAUCCUUGUUCUGGGCUUUUCUUGAAUUGGAUGAGGUGAAUGAGCGUGAACCAUGUCUAGAACCCGCAAUGCUCACUCUAUCUACCUCUAUUUCUAUUGACAUGUUAGGAUUAAUGGUUAUUGCUAUGGUGCUUCUGCCCUUGUCCUCUCUAGUUUUUUUCUUAGCCAAUAAUACAAGUGUUGUUUGCAUCUCUUGUUUUGCCUCUUUUGUUGUUUUUUUACAUGGUUUGGCAUUGUGGCAAGGAAUGGAUGCAAUCUAGUACUUGAAGUUGUUGAUGCCUGCAUUAAGCUUUUUUGAGUAGUAGAGGCAAAUCACAGUCCCCAAAAUCAGUUCCAUUACUCUAUAUUUGCAAGUGGGGUCAUGGCUUAUGGUGGGACGACUUCCACCAGCUAAUGCGAGUUUUAUGCGGAGCUGGGUGCUACCGUAUCCAACCUGUAACAUACUUAAAUACAAAAAAAAUAACAAAUUGAUUAUAAAGAUAAAAUAAAAUUUAUAUAUUAGAUGCAUUUCAAACGUAAUAUGAUAAAUCAAUAGCAACACUGUAAAUUAAUUAUACCAAAAUAAUAUUUUUUUUGAGUCUAAAGUGCAAAACCCUUCGUGAAAAAACCAGUGAUUUAAUUGUAGAAAACUAGCAUAAAUCAGCAAUAAAACCUAUACGAAUCAAAUUCAUUGCAUGUAAAAUUGUAAAUAAUGUGCACAAAUCUAUUAUCAACAUGCUAGAACUAAUUUACAUGCUUGGAAAAAAAUGACUAGCCUAAAAACCUAAAAUUCCUCAAAUUUGCUCUUUAAAUCUGCUCCAAUUCACUCAAAGAUGCUCAAAUGUGUGGUUGUGGGGGUUUAUAAAGAGGAAAAUGAUUUUUUUUUAAGUAUUUAUCUUCCAUCCAAGUUGCGAUUCUGUUGUGAAUUUUUCAGCUGUGAGUCUUAUCUGACUCACCUGUACUCAUGUGAGACACCAAAACUUGCCAGAUUCUCAACUUGCCAGCCCCUUGAGUUAACAUGAUGAAAAUUUGCUUGGAAACUUUUUUCACAAGUUGCUUGCCGAGUUCUCUACAAGUUUGUAAACUAUGAUAUUUGGAUUGUAUAAACUUAAGUACCAACGUCUAACCUGUGCCAGUAUUGCUUGGCAUCGAAAAAUCACAAAAUUUUCAAAGAUUGUCCUAAGUUACUUGGCAGCUGUAGUUGAUGCAUUGAUUCUGUAACCUGUGUUGAUGACAGCCUUGGCCACAGGAUUGCAAGUACCGAGUGUCCAAUAGCUACUAUCCAUAACCACUGCUGCUGCGCUGCAUCCAUAUCAGCCUUCUUUGAGAUACAAAUAUGGAUCACGCAAAUACCUGGCCAAGUAGAACUAUUUAAUACAGUUUGCAGCUAUGUUCAUAUAUACAGAUUUGUUGCAAGAGAUUAAUUGAAGCAAGUAGGGUUGUGAGGACUGUAUGUUACACCCAUAGUCAAGUAGGGUUAUGGGGACUGUAUGUUACACCCAUUUUACAAUAGCAUGAGUCAUUUCUUAUACAUACCUUUGAAAGCUAUUGCAAUCAUAACUUUUUCCGUCAUUAUGAACUAUGAAGUUAUUGUUCUAUGUUCUGUUUUCUUUUUGGCUUCUCACACGAGUGCAAAUCUAGAUCACUGUGUGGCCCAGCCAACAGAAGCCAAACCAACUUCUGGGGUCAGUUAACUAUCUCAAUGUUUACACUCAUAUUUCCAUUAUGCAUUUUGAUCAACCAUUGCUUCAAGUGCUAGCUAUGGGUGUUAAAUGUUGUCAUGCUUGUAGAUACUUAAAAGGAAUGCUAGUCAUUGUUGUGCUAUCUUUCUAUGAGAUCUAUUGUAAUCAGCAACAAUUCAGUUGGUUCCAAUUUUGGUUGAAUAAUUGCACUGAUCCAUAUUUAUUGCUUGCUUUCACAAAGGAUUUAUGAUGAGCCAUGUCUUGAUGUCAAUUUUGUUGAGAAGUAUUAGCUCAGAGUGGGCAUAUGAAUGAGUUGUUCUGAAUCAACUAUAAAUCCAAGCCUUGAUGAUCUGCUCCUUCUGGUGGGAAAGUUAGACUGCUGCCCAUCAAGAUCUUCUUAUUGAUGGAGUCACACACUUUAGCAUCCUGGUUCUCUAUUGGUCCUUGCCUAAGUGCAAUCUAUUUUUGUCAAUUAUGCUUGUUUCUGUUAGUCUCAAAACUGGACAAUCAUUAUCAUGAAUUAGAAUGGAGGUCCCUAGCUGCAUUAGACUCUUAAAACUUUUUGUUGUGGAAGUCUGACUUGAAGCUGCACCCUAAUAGCAGAAACCAAUUAUCUUUGUGGGCAUAUGCAAUGGAGGGGUCUAGUUUAGGGUCUAGUUUAAGGAGUAUUUUGGAAUACAAGGACACAUUCUUUUGUCUAGUUGCAUUCGUAAUGCCAUUUCCUCUCAGCUACAGCUACCCAUUGAUCCCUUAGCUAACGAGAUGAGUGGGACAGAUUGCAAUAUGCUUGAGAUCUAUCUUCAAAUGGGUGAAUUGUUCCUCAUUUGCACUUGCAAAUGAAAAGCCCCCUAAGGAAUGUAUGGUUGAAUGUAACAAGGAAUUGAAGAGCUCCAAUCCUUAGCCAUUUAAACACUGGUGAAGAAUAAGAGCUGCCUUUGCAGUUGUUCUGCAAGGAAACUGGCAUAUGGUUCAUAUUAUGACUCUGUUGAAGUGAGCAUCAUCUUCAGAUGCCCAAAUGUAAUAUCCUCAGGGCAAGGAGCUCAACAAUUGUAAAAACAACUGUAAUCUAUUGGUUCUUGAUUUGUCGCACUAGGCAUUGUUUCAGAAAGUUGAUAUCAGAGCUCUGUAGCCUUGGCAUCUUUCAUCUCUGCCACAACUGCAAAUUACAUUUACCAUGUUGUGCCCCACCUAGUUCACAAACUUGGACUCGGAGAUUACUUGGCAAGCUCAAAAUUUUCAACUUGGCAAAUACUUGACAAAAACCCGGCAAAAACUCAGCAUGAACUCGACAACUUAGACGGUACUAAAAGUUAAAAUCUCUUAAAGAAACAUAUUUUUUCGUAAAAUUCAAUUAAAAAAUUUAUUAAAUUAAAAAUUGACAUCUCAAAAGAGAAAAUGCAUGGUUUUAUAGUGAACGCAACAUGUGAAAAAUGCAUUUUACCCAAUGUUUUACCUGUGUUGACUUUUUAACUUUUUUCUGGGUCUAUAAAACGCGAGAGUUAAACUUGUGAAAAAUCGCACAGGUUAAACAUGCACAUUAGGUUGGAUUAGAUUGGCUUGCCUUGGAAGAUCAAUGAAUGAUAUAGCUGGCAGUGGUAUGUUUCUAAUCAAUUCUGCCCACUGCUUUUGCACUUGCCAAGCAAUUGGACUUCUUUCAUGAAUCACACUUGGCUCAAUUCUUCCAUGCUUUUUGUAAUGUGCCUUUGUGCCAUUGCACCUCAGCAAAGAUUUGUGUGAGGUGAUUGUGAAUUCUGAGAUUAAUAAGCAUGUUCUUUUGAAUUAUACACUAAUAAGAGUUUAUUUACAAAACAUAGGGCAUAUCCUAAAAUUUUAGCUCAUAUUCCAUGACAGUUUGUCUUAUUUUGGGACCAGCCAUUUUUUUUUAACAUAAACUGCCUUAGGUGAAUAAAAAUAGUUUAUUUAAUCGUACACAAUUCUUUAUGGCUAACAUUUUUAUAACAUAUUAUGUCGAAUUUAUCUCAAUGCAUUGUAUUUGACAUGAAAUCACAAAAUUAGUUUUUCCUGCUAUUUUUACAAUUAGUACUUUGCUUUUUUCGCUUCUGAACUUUUGCUACAUUUUUUGCUUACAAAAUUCUAGUAAUUGAAUUUCAUUUACACUUUUUUCAUGUUGUGUCAAUGAAUGCUACUAUGCUUCAAAAUAGAGAUCAUUUUAGCUUCCUUCAGUUGGUGUUUGACUUUUGGAGUUGUGACACCAGUUUAAAAGCUGUAAUUGUUUACAAAUGGAUUAUUUGUAACAUCUAUGAGCAGCAGUAGGAACACAACAUUUGCUCUGUAAAAGUUUCUCUUCUUAUAAAGACAAUUUUAGUAUUAAAUGUUAUAAAAAAGAACUAUAUACUUAAAAAACUCAAAAUGUUUUAGCAUCGUGAAUUUAAAGAACUUUGAAGUUUGAACUUUCAAUAACUUUCUUUGCAGAAUUCAAAUGUAGGACUGUACCACUUGUGUAUUUUAACAGGGCCAUGUCCACUUUAAAUAAUUGCCAUGACAUAGUCACACAUUAAUGGUGACAUAUAUGAAUGAUAUCACUAAUACACUUCAGAUCAUAAUAUAUGAAUUAAUGUCUACCAUCACAAUAAUAUUUGAAUGUCUUUACUGAACAAGCAUAUCUGUUGUUAUCA